CGACCCUCCCUAUAGCGGCAAUUGAAGCUCCAUUCGGCAGUAUAUAAGCGCUCGCUGGAAGAGGACGGACGGCUUUCUGAAGCCCGCUCCAGGCAGCUGCCUAAUCCUGUUUAUUUUUUUCUUAUCAAUUACCCUUUUUUCCCCAAAAAAAAGCCCCACCUCACCUGGAUAUUUCAUUUAAAUUCUCAUCCGUAUCCACAUGGCGAGUUCGGCCAACUCAAACCCGGUGCCUAAACUCUACAGAUCAGUGAUUGAAGACGUAAUUAAUGAUGUGCGGGAACAGUUCCUUGAUGAAGGAGUGGAUGAACAAGUUCUUAUAGAAUUAAAAACGCUAUGGGAGAACAAACUGAUGCAGUCAAAGGCUGUAGAUGGAUUCCACUCGGAGGAGCAACAGAUUUUAAUUCAGGCGCAACAACAACAGCAGCAGCAGCAGCAGCAGCAGCAGCAGCAGCAUCACCAGCAGCAGCAGCAGCAGCAGCAGCAGCAGCAGCAGCAGCACCAGGCCCAGCAGCAACAACAGACACCGCAAGUGCUCACCAUCCCUGCUAAUUCAGUUUUCUCAUCUUCUCAUAAAUCAGGACCGCAAGUUAUUAUGCAAGACGGGAAACUAAUACAGCAUAUGAAUCCAACUGGCAUGAGCGCAGCUGCCACUGCAGCAACUCUGGCAUUACCUGCCGGUGUUCCAGCUCCUUACCAGCUUUCUAAUGGACCAAUACUAACAAAUACAGGGCAACUGCUGCAGUUUGUACGAACCCCUAAUGGGGCCCACUACUUUAUCCAGCCUCACCAGCAAGUUGUACUGGCCCAGUCGGUCACUCAGCAGCAGGUCAUUCAACAGAUGCAGUCUGGCAGUGUGCAGGCACCUGUCAUACAGCAGAUGCUGGCUCCACUGCCGCCUGGAACCAUCCCUCAGCAGACUGGAGUGAUAAUUCAGCCCCAGCAGAUCCUGGUUGCAGGGAAUAAGGUUCCUUCAAACACACAGGUAAUGCAAGCGACCACCGUUACAGCAACCCCUUCAACACAGGUCGCUCAGACCAACAGCUCUGCCCCAGUUCAGCAACAACAACAGCAGCAGCAGCAGCAGCAGCAGCAGCAGCAGCAGCAGCAGCAGCCACCUUUAGUCAUGCAGGUAGAUGGGUCUGGGGACACCUCUUCUGAGGAGGACGAGGAUGAUGAAGAGGAUGAGUAUGAUGAUGAGGAAGAAGAGAAAGACAAGGAAGAGGUUGGAGAGGACGGACAAGUUGAAGAGGAGCCACUGAACAGUGAAGAUGAUGUGAGUGAUGAAGAGGGCCAAGAACUCUUUGACACAGAAAAUGUCGUGGUGUGCCAAUAUGAUAAGAUCCACCGGAGUAAGAAUAAGUGGAAGUUUCACCUGAAGGAUGGGAUCAUGAACCUUAAUGGGAGAGAUUAUGUUUUUUCCAAAGCUAUCGGAGAUGCAGAGUGGUAAGAAUUCAGAUCUUCCUGAGGAAAAAGGACAGGCUUAUUGGACUGGACUAAUGUGCACUUAAACUGGAGUAUGAAGCCUGCAAGUGAAAAGAAUACAGAACUACUGGAACCCAAGCUACUGAGUUGUACAACACUACAUUACAUGGGGAAAAGCCUUGCCACUGAAAUGGCUAACAUUUUACAAAGAGACAAAGAACAGUGUGCUUAACUAUCAGUCAUACCAUAAUACAGUCACUGCUUGCUGAUUGAUGAAUACAUCUACAGAGCUAACGAGUUUACAAGCUCCAAGACUCUUCCAAGGAGAAAGCAUUUAGAGGACCUGGUCACUGUGCUUUGUGCUAAGUGCUGUCAUUUGAACUGCAUAGAAACUAAAUAUAUAAAAGUUUAAAAAAAAUGUUCUUUUAUAGGGGAGGUUUAUAGUUGGGGGGAGAAAAAUCUUGUAAAUUCAAAUCCCUUCACUCGUAUAGUGAUUGAAUAACUUCCAGAGCCAGGACCAAUGUAUUGUUAAGGUGUAACAAUGGCUGAUAUAUUUUAAAAAAGUAAAACAAAGUUGAUGGAUGACUUUGAAUUGCGAACAGUUUGAUAACCUAGACAUGUAUUCUGUUUACCUUUUUUAUGCUGUGAUUUUAUUACGGUAUGCAAUAUAGUUGAGACAAACUCUUCUAACCUAUUGUUUUCACACCAUACCUGUGAUAAUUUUGAAAGCCCGAUCCCUGAGGCUGAACACACCAAAUUGUGCUCUUAUAUAGUGCUGUUAUCAAGUGUUCCUUUUGCAGGCAUGUUUCAUAGUUUUUUUUCUCCAUGUGGCACAUCAAACUAUACUGUAGAUCAGUGCGCAGCCUAAUUGUAAUUGACAAUUUUUAUUUUGGACUGCCACAUUAGGUUUGAAUAGAAAUCAUCAUUCCUUUUAAUUUUUCUCUGUUUUAUUCCCUUCCUCACCCGCUCCUAUCUGUUUUAUAUAAUGGUUUUCUAAUCUUGUGAAAGACUUUGGAAUUUAUUAGAAGAGUUGAGGGAAUUUACCUUUUCAAAAUGAUGAGAGUGACAUCACUUGUAGCUGUGUUUUCAACAGAGACAGUAUUAUGCGAUUACUGAAAUGAUUCUUGAGGGAAAGGAAGUGGCAAAGUUUGCACAUUGAGUGGUGGAACUUGCAAAAAAAAAGAUGAGCGCCUUUUAAAAGAAAAUUUUAAUUUGCUUUCUAAGAUGAAACCAACCAUUUACAAGUUUUGCUUUUUUUUUUAAAAAUUGAAAAACAAAAGCCUGUACACACGGCAAGUUGGGGGGGGGGGGGGGGGAAGAACAAUUUUAAUUAGCUGAUCUCUUUUCUACUCCCCACAGCUUCUUAGUCAACUGGUGUUGUACAUAAGUGUAAGAGGGAAAUCUAUUUAUUAUGUUUGUAUAAUUCAUCUUGUACCAUUUAAAUCAAGGUUCUUGAUAAAAUAAAGUCAUCUUUGUUUAAGGCCCUGCUUGUAAGACAAUUAGAGAACUUAGUAUUUUCUUGUUCUGAGAUCUAUUUUAAGUUACUUAAAGUAUUUUGCCUUUGCAAAAAUUUUAAUUAAAAACGCCCUUAAAGUUUG
This is a messenger RNA of Pristis pectinata (smalltooth sawfish), 3020 nucleotides long. RefSeq names its product general transcription factor IIA, 1 (gene gtf2a1). Lineage: Eukaryota; Metazoa; Chordata; Chondrichthyes; Rhinopristiformes; Pristidae. The record is from RefSeq and is a predicted model, not a curated record. Gene Ontology annotation, cellular component: transcription factor TFIIA complex. Bases 200 to 1447 code for a protein of 415 amino acids. The transcript is spliced from 10 exons. Gene Ontology annotation, biological process: transcription by RNA polymerase II; transcription initiation at RNA polymerase II promoter.